AGUAGUAUCCACUCGAAUUGCAUUCGCUCGAACUGUCAUUCGCUCGAACUGAAAUUUGCUCGAUUAAAAGUAAACAAAAUCGUCAAGUGUGAUAAAUUGUUUGACUAUGAAAUCACGUAUUUCACUAUUUUCGUGUGUUUUGUUACUUCAUAUAUAUGAAGUUUAUUCUGUAAACGUGCUUGUUAUUGUGGCUGAUGAUGGUGGCUUUGAGAGCCAAGUGUACAACAACACAAUUUCCAAGAUGCCCCACCUCACUGAGCUGUCAAAAAGAAGCCUUGUUUUCAAAAAUGCGUUCACCUCGGUGAGUAGCUGUUCACCAAGCCGGUCAUCCAUUCUUACUGGACUACCCCAGCAUCAGAACGGGAUGUAUGGCCUUCAUCAGGACGUCCAUCAUUUCAACACAUUUGAUCAGGUUAAGAGUCUCCCGUAUAUACUGAAGCAAAAUAACAUAGUACGCGGUAUAAUUGGCAAGAAACAUGUGGGCCCAGAGGCAGUAUAUCCGUUUGAUUUUGCACAAACAGAAGAGAACAAUUCAAUUCUACAAGUUGGAAGAAACAUCACUAGGAUCAAAGAACUGGUAAAACAGUUUUUCGAUUUCACUGGGUCAUCACCUUUCUUUCUCUACAUUGGCUUCCACGACCCACAUCGCUGCGGUCACACUCAUCCAGAAUACGGUCAAUUCUGCGAGAAGUUUGGCACUGGAGAAAAAGGUAUGGGUCUGAUACCGGAUUGGAAACCAGUCGUGUAUGAUCCGUGGACGAUAGAAGUGCCUUAUUUCAUUCAGGAUACUAUUGAAACACGGAAUGACCUGGCUGCACAGUAUCAGACAAUUAGUAGACUGGAUCAAGGCAUUGGAAUUGUGUUGAAUGAACUGAAAGAGGCUGGUCAUGAUAAAGACACUCUGAUCCUCUACACCUCUGAUAAUGGCAUCCCGUUCCCAAGCGGCCGCACCAACUUCUACGAACCAGGAAUGGCUGAGCCCAUGCUGCUAUCUUCACCAUACCACACAAAACGCAAUGGUCAAGUCAGCGAAGCAAUGGUCAGUCUACUGGACAUCACUCCAACUGUACUUGAUUGGUUCAGCAUAACCUACCCAAAAUACAGUAUUUUUAGCAAAAAUGAAACAGUAAAAUUAACAGGAAAAUCUUUAUUGUCAGUGUUAGACAAAGAACCUGUUGCGAAUUUUAGCGAAGUUUAUUUGAGUCAUAAUAUUCAUGAGGUCACAAUGUACUAUCCAAUGAGAAGCAUUCGUACUGAACAAUUCAAGUUGAUCCACAAUUUAAACUAUAAGAUGCCGUUUCCAAUCGAUCAGGACUUUUUUCUUGCGCCAACAUUUCAAGAUUUACUGAAUCGCACUCGCAACCAUGAACCGACAUAUUGGUACAAGAAACUGGUAGACUAUUACUACCGCAGUGAAUGGGAGCUCUUUGAUAUUAAGAAUGAUCCGGAAGAGUUAACAAAUCUUGUGAGCAAACCCGAGUAUUCUACCAUUUUAGAAUCAUUAAAAAAGAAGCUUGUAUCCUGGCAACACAAAACACAUGACCCUUGGAUAUGUGCGCCUCAAGGUGUGUUGGAGGACAAAGGCAUGUACAAAGAUAACCCGCAAUGCUUUUCAAUGGAUAAUUGUCUUUAAGUUUUGUAAUUCUGAUGUAAAUUAUAUUUUUUGGCAUUUGUUAGCUGUAGCUCAGUUCUGUCAUAUGCUGAGCUAAGAAGGCAGAGAUUCAAGGCUGUGGACAAUGGAACUGCCUUCUGA
This is a messenger RNA of Anneissia japonica, 1753 nucleotides long. Its product is annotated as N-sulphoglucosamine sulphohydrolase-like. Lineage: Eukaryota; Metazoa; Echinodermata; Crinoidea; Comatulida; Comatulidae. The transcript has 5 exons. The coding region runs from base 107 to 1633 and encodes 508 amino acids. The record is from RefSeq and is a predicted model, not a curated record. Gene Ontology annotation, molecular function: N-sulfoglucosamine sulfohydrolase activity. Gene Ontology annotation, biological process: glycosaminoglycan catabolic process; heparan sulfate proteoglycan catabolic process.